Nasonia vitripennis (jewel wasp) is the source of this 5367-nucleotide messenger RNA. RefSeq names its product DNA-directed RNA polymerase I subunit RPA1 (gene RpI1). Gene Ontology annotation, molecular function: DNA-directed RNA polymerase activity; DNA binding. The record is from RefSeq and is a predicted model, not a curated record. The transcript is spliced from 9 exons. Gene Ontology annotation, biological process: DNA-templated transcription. The coding region runs from base 201 to 5321 and encodes 1706 amino acids. Gene Ontology annotation, cellular component: RNA polymerase I complex. NCBI's taxonomy places the organism in Eukaryota, Metazoa, Arthropoda, Insecta, Hymenoptera, Pteromalidae.
CAUAUAUAUAUAUGUAUAGUCACUACUCGCUAGUCGCUAUAGAGUGGGACACGUGCCUAUCUUGGUGUCAUUUAUAACCUCACCGGUAUUUGCGUUUACCAAAACACGAAAAACGAAAUAAUGUCAAAAAGUUAUAGUUUUGUAUUUAAAAUUUAGACUUCUCUUGAAAGUAGUUGUGGUCAGCAACUUAUAAAUCCAAAAUGAGUAAAUACCAAAAAUCUGGUUUUCGGAUGACAGUGAAACAUCUGGAUCCAAAAAGUCUUGCAUUUUCAGUUUUUACUGCUGAUGAUAUAAAGAACUUAAGCGUGAAAAAGAUUACUACCCCUGAUUCCUUCAAUGUACUUGGUCAUCCAUUAAUUGGUGGAUUGCAUGAUCCUGCUUUAGGACCUUUGACAGAUACAUCAGAUCCAUGUAGAACAUGUGGUUGCAAUGUAUACAAAUGUACAGGACAUUUUGGCCAUAUAGAUUUGCCAAUGCCUGUGAUAAAUCCUUUAUUUCAUAAAGCAUUGCAAACAUUACUAAAACUAGCUUGCUUAAAUUGUUUCUCAUUACAAAUACCUCCUCUUGCAAAGUUACUGUUAUCUGCUAAAUUGACUCUUCUCCAAAGAGGGUAUUUCAGUCAUAUUGAGGGAUUUGAGCAAGAAGUAAUGUCACAGAUUGCAGAUUCAAAUGAUGGUCAAGGAGCUGAUAUUGAAUAUGUUCGAGAUCAAAUUAAUGCAGGUCUGCAAAAAGUUCUCGAAGUAACAAGAUUUAAGAAAAGUUAUAAAAUUGCAGACUUUAACACAAAAAAUACUAAUAUGCAAUGGCAUCUCUAUGUCGACAGUUUUUUGAAGCAGUAUAGUGCUGGUAAAAAAUGCAUUCAUUGCCACGAGGCUAUAUCAAAAAUCACAGUUUUAAAAAACAAAAUAAUGAUACAGAGAGUUUUGCAAAAUGCUGAUAAAAAUGAAAGUCAAGGUGUUGUUCACAAAUUAGAACAAGUUUUUUUGAUGCCAGAUCAAACCAAAGAAUAUAUGCAGAAGCUAUGGCAGAAUGAAGAGGAAACUCUAAAAGUAAUAUUUCCUUGCUUGAAUAAUUUGACUAUAAAAAAUCCUACGGAUGUUUUCUUCUUUGAAGUUAUACCCGUAUUGCCACCCAUAGUUAGGCCUGUGAACUUUUUAGAUGGGCAAUUGAUUGAACACCCUCAAACUCAAGUUUAUCGAUCAAUCAUCAUUAAUUGUCUUACUUUGAGGAACAUCAUUCAAGCUAUUCAAGAUGGUGACACAAGUAGAUUGCCAGAUGCUGGCAAACUUGUUUACAACAACACAAGAGGUAGUUCUGCCAUUGAAAAAUUGCACAAUGCAUGGCAAGAGCUGCAAGCAAAUGUUGACCACUUGAUUGAUCGUGAUAUGAGUAAAACCACUGAAUCUGCUAACUGCCAAGGAUUGAAGCAGGUUAUUGAAAAGAAACAAGGAGUCAUACGUAUGCACAUGAUGGGUAAAAGAGUAAACUACGCUGCUCGAUCUGUCAUCACACCAGAUCCUAAUUUGAACAUAGAUGAGAUUGGUAUUCCUGAAGCUUUUGCCACCAAACUCACAUAUCCAGUUCCUGUCACACCUUGGAAUGUUGCAGAGUUAAGGCAAUUGAUACUGAAUGGACCCGAUGUCCAUCCUGGAGCUGUGAUGAUUGAAGGAGAUGAUGGCUUUAUUACAAGACUAACAGCAGAAAAUUAUGUACAAAGGGAAGCCAUUGCCAAACGACUCUUGACAGUGACUGAGAAGGCCAACAAAUUUUUUCACGGUGUCAAAAUUGUUCAUCGACACUUGCAGAAUGGAGACAUGCUCUUGUUAAAUCGCCAGCCUACUCUUCACAAACCCAGUAUUAUGGCCCACAAAGCUCGUAUACUCAAGGGAGAGAAAACUUUGCGUCUCCAUUACGCCAACUGCAAAGCCUAUAACGCUGAUUUCGACGGAGACGAGAUGAACGCGCAUUUUCCUCAGAACGAACUGGCCCGCGCCGAAGGCUACUACAUCGCCAAUGUGUCAAAUCAGUAUUUGGUACCCAAGGACGGAACACCACUGAGUGGUUUAAUUCAGGAUCACAUGAUAGCCGGUGUCAGACUGAGCCUGCGUGGAAAGUUUUUCGAGAAGGAAGAUUACAUGCAACUCGUCUUUUCCGCCCUGUCUGUAAUUCAGGGUAACCUGAUUCUGCUCCCUCCGGCCAUUAUAAAGCCCAUACCGAUGUGGUCCGGCAAGCAAGUGAUCUCUACUAUCAUCAUCAACAUUAUCCCUCGUGGCAAGGCGUUGAUCAAUCUCACCGCCGGCGCUAAGAUCGGAGCUCACGAGUGGCAGGUGACAAAACCACGACCUUGGAAAUGUGGCGAGGAGUUCAAGAAUCCCAAAACCAUGUCCGAAUCCGAGGUCAUCAUCCGCAACGGUGAACUGCUCUGUGGAAUAUUGGAUAAGAAACACUAUGGUGCUACUCCAUUCGGUCUUAUUCACUGCGUUUUCGAGCUGUACGGUGGAACCACGUCGAGCAGGCUUUUGAGCGCUUUUGGCAAGGUGUUCCAAUCUUAUUUGCAGAGGAUCGGUUUCACUUUGGGUAUCGAGGAUAUUCUGGUGAAACAAAAAGCUGAUAAGAAACGUACUGAAAUCAUCAGCGAGUGUAGGAAAAUCGGAGAGAGCAUUCACAAAUCUAUAUUGGAAGUCCCAGAAGACACCCCGAUGGAAAUUGUGACGGCCAAGAUGGAGGAGUCCUACUGGAGCAAUCCGAAAUUCCGUGCUCAGGUAGACAGAAAGUACAAGACUGCCCUGGACGUCUACACGAAUAACAUAAAUAAGACUUGUCUACCAGCCGGUCUCAUCAAGACCUUCCCCGAAAAUAAUCUCCAGCUGAUGGUACAAUCCGGUGCCAAAGGUUCAACUGUUAACACUAUGCAGAUCUCCUGUCUCCUGGGACAGAUCGAGUUGGAGGGCAAACGUCCGCCGCUGAUGAUCAGCGGUAAGAGUCUGCCGAGUUUUCCGGCUUACGAUCCCGCGCCGAGAGCCGGAGGUUUUAUCGACGGCCGCUUCAUGACCGGUAUCCAGCCCCAGGAAUUCUUCUUCCAUUGUAUGGCCGGACGUGAAGGUCUCAUCGAUACCGCCGUCAAGACCAGUAGAUCCGGUUACUUGCAGAGGUGUCUGAUCAAGCACAUGGAAGGCUUAAUGAUUAACUACGACGCGACGGUUCGCGAUUCUGAUGGCAGUCUCGUGCAGAUCUACUACGGCGAGGACGGCCUAGAUAUCCUCAAGUCCCGCUUCCUCAACGACGAGCAGUUCGAGUUCCUUGUGGAAAACCGUAACGCCAUUGCGGAUGAACAGCUGCUCAAACAGCUCAAGGCCAACGCUGACCCACAGAAGAUCAGUAAGCUCGUGAAGAAGAUUCACAAAUGGGAGAAACGCCAUGGAAGUUCUCUGGUUAAAAAUCGCACGAGUGCGUUCACCAAGUUCUCUGCAGAGCACGCCAAACCCGAUAGUUCCAAGAACAAGAUCAUCAUACCUGCGUGUGGUAGAAGUAAGGCGUCGCUGUCACUCAUGAAGAAGUGGAUUCGAACCGAUGACGAGACCAAGAACAUGUACAGAUCGCAAUGCGACAGGUGUCCCGACCCCUUAACUGCGAAGUAUCGUCAGGACUUGGACUUCGGUGUGCUUUCGGAGAAGCUCGAGAGUUUGAUCGAUAAUUACCUCAAGAAAAAGUCUGGUUCGUUCACGACCAGUAUCGGCAAAGAGGAGUUGCGCGAAGUCUUGUGCGCAAAGGUCAUGAAUACAUUGUGCCCGCCUGGUGAACCCGUUGGGUUAUUAGCUGCGCAAUCCAUUGGUGAGCCUUCGACUCAGAUGACACUGAACACCUUUCAUUUCGCUGGUCGUGGUGAAAUGAACGUCACCCUCGGUAUUCCAAGGUUGCGAGAAAUCUUGAUGAUGGCCUCGAAAAAUAUCAAAACUCCGAGUAUGGAAAUACCCUUCAAGAAAGAUUUACCAAAUCUUACGAAACAGGCAAACAAGGUGAGGCUGAAGUUAACCAAAUGCUACAUAGCGAAUGUGCUGAAGCAUAUCAAAGUCGAGCGAAAACUGGUGCACCAGCCCCAAAGACAGAUGCAGUACACGAUCACAGUUGAGUACCUGCCUCACAGGUACUACAAGAACGAGUUUGGAGUUCAUCCGAAAGACAUAAUCACGAAGACUGAGAGGUUAUUCUUCCGCGAGAUAUUCCGAGAUAUAAAGAAGGCUGCCAAGUCAACUGGUUCGAUCGUCUACUUCAACGAGGAAAAGAGACAGACAAAGAACGAAGACUCGAAGCUGGACGAGGAUGACGCAGGCGCAGAGGAUGAACCCAAGUCGCGAGGCAGGUUUGACCUAGGAGAGAUGCAUGAGUCCUCAGACGAGGAAGAGGUAGCCGAUGACGCGGACGCGACAACUGCCAGGUCUGUUUCACGUCAUCAAGAGAAUCGCGAGUACGACGACCCUGAAGAAGAAGAGGAAGAACCCGAAGAAGCGGAUAACGACAACGAGAACGAAAAUGACAAGGUGAAUAAUGCACCGGCUGCAAAUAAAGAUGAUGACGAUAACUUUAGGGUGUCGAUGCAUGGCAUCAAUAGGAUACAAUACGAGCAGAGGAAGCUCGAUAUCGUUAACAUGUACGUACACGCGCUUGACUACGACUACGAUGCCGAGAAGAAUCAGUGGUGUAAAUUAAAGUUCUGGUUACCUAUCAAAUUGACGAAUAUUGACAUGCCUACGAUACUUCGAAAUGUUGCCAAUAAAGUAGUUUUAUGGGAGACGCCAGCUAUCAAGAGAGCAUUUACUUUCCAAAAUCCAAGUGGUGAAACGAUAUUGAAAACGGAUGGAAUUAACGUCGUGGAAAUGUUCAAAUACAAUGAGAUCUUGGAUUUACAUAGGCUAUACUCUAACGAUAUUUAUGGCAUAUCUCAAACUUAUGGCAUUGAGGCAGCAAAUAGAGUUAUAGUGAAGGAAGUCAAAGAUGUGUUCAAAAUGUAUGGAAUCACGGUUGAUACAAGACAUCUAUCACUGAUUGCCGAUUAUAUGACAUUUGAAGGACGAUUUCAGCCUCUCAGUCGUAAGGGUAUGGAAGAUUCUGCUUCUCCACUACAGCAAAUGAGUUUCGAGAGCUCUCUUAAUUUCUUGAAAAAUGCCACACUUCAGGGUAAAAACGAUGAUUUAACAUCCCCGUCGAGUCGAUUGAUGUUGGGUCAGCCUUGCAACUCUGGUACAGGCGCUUUCUCGUUAAUGGUAGAUAUUCAACAACAAAUUAGCCAACUGCAUUUGCAACCUUUACCUGCUGUGAGUUGAUACCGUUAGUUCAAUUUAUGAAAAUAAAAUUAUUUUUAUAUGUAAA